Messenger RNA from Aplysia californica (California sea hare), 1626 nucleotides. Its product is annotated as RING finger protein 32. The record is from RefSeq and is a predicted model, not a curated record. The coding region runs from base 31 to 1422 and encodes 463 amino acids. Gene Ontology annotation, molecular function: protein binding. The transcript is spliced from 8 exons. NCBI's taxonomy places the organism in Eukaryota, Metazoa, Mollusca, Gastropoda, Aplysiida, Aplysiidae.
CGCUUGCUGUGAACCUACCCCAGCUGAAAAAUGUCUCACAACAAUACCUGCAGGACGAAGGAUACGAAUCCGGUCUUAAAUAAUAAAGGUACAGAUGGUUCCAGUUUGACACUCACUGCUGUGGCCCUUCAAGACCAUUGGUCACGGGCACUGUCCCUGGGUCCAAACUUUGGACCACGCAAAGUAGGUCUUGGACCGGCUGCCCGGGCAAGACAUAAACCUCAGGCCAAGUCUGUCAUUGAUACAGGAUUGAAUAGAGGAAAAAGAAAGCAAGCGAAGGAGGAAGGGCAAGAGAAAGAGUAUGUUCUUGAUGAAAAGUUGCCUCCUCUCACAUUAGCUCAAAAGUUUGGUCUGGUUCAUGCUCCAAAACCUCUGUUAUCGGAGCAAGAGUGGAACCAUGUCAAGGCCAAGUCAAAUCAACGAGAUGAUUCUGGGGAACCUUGCGUCAUCUGCAAGGAAGACUUUGGCCUUCAAGAACAAGUUCUUCUCUCCUGUACGCACGUCUUCCAUAGGGCUUGCCUUCAAGCCUUUGAGAGAUUUACGGGAAAAAAGACAUGUCCUAUGUGUCGUCACGAGCAGUAUCAAACCCGGGUCAUACACGAAGGAGCUCGGAUGCACAAACACAAGAGUGCUACUAGAAUCCAGUCUCAAUGGAGAGGAUAUGUUGUGAGAUGCUGGUACAAACAGUUACGUGCAACUGUGCCACCCAAAGACCCGAUGCUCAGAAAAAAGUUUUAUGAAGAAAAGCUUUCCAGCAUUGUUGACCGCAUGAUCAAGUCACUGGAUAUGAACAUGGCACAGUUCUUACAGGAGAUUGACAGUAGUGUCCAACAGAGCAGGGCAGUGUUCAGUCAGUGGGACGCGACACACCAUGUGAUUGACACACCCGAAUGGGAGCAGAUACAGCUGAAGGCUGUACAAAGAGGAGAAACUAACUGUCCUAUCUGUUUGACUGAGCUUUACUUGACACAGAGUCAGCCAAAUGAGUACACUGAGAACCCCUCAAAAGACCUAAAUUCAAAGCCGCACUCAGUGGGUCACCACGCGACAAGAAGGAAACACGAAGACAGGAAGUUGUUGGAAAAAUUGAAUCAUGAUGUUAUCGGGAGCCCUCAGACACAAACAGGAGCUGCUGGGAGUACAGAUACAAUAAACAAGACAAGCUCAGUAUCUCAAGUGAAAAGCAAGAAUGAGAAAAUGAAGAAGGUAUUUUCUACAGAAGUUCCAGAGCUAAAUGAGAGCAAGAGCAGUGAAAGUGGAUGCCCUCAGAAGAAGAAAAUCCGAAGCACAGCGUUACUGUCAUGCACACAUGUGUUUCACGCUACAUGUUUGCAGACUCUAGAAGACAUUGCUAUGCUGGAAAUGAGGAACACUUGCCCUGUGUGUAGAGCUCAUUAUCAGAAGAAAAUUAUUGUCUACUGAUACAGUAGCUUAUUAUUUCGACUGCUCAGUAGAAGACUUGGCCAUACACCAUUUGGAAAAGUGACAUAUGACUGAGUUUACACUGAUCAGUCAAUUUUAUGUUUUACACUCUCUUCAACAAUGUGAGAUCGUUUGACCCUAUCCAUAGGUUGUGUUUUACUAUCGUAUCCAUAUGACGUGGGGAACUCUGUGCCACCACUUUCC